Molecule: messenger RNA, 1077 nt
Organism: Cercopithifilaria johnstoni
Lineage: Eukaryota; Metazoa; Nematoda; Chromadorea; Rhabditida; Onchocercidae
Source: the annotation of a GenBank genome assembly
AUGCCGUUCGAUUUAUCCGUAUCGAAAGUGAAUGUGGAAGGAAUCCGAAUGGAAAUACAGGAUUUACUAAUAAAAGAAUCGGAUAAAGAACAGAUAGAAUCAACUAAUAUACUGAUCCAAGGAGCAAAUGCUCAACAAAGAUUACAGCACCAUGUAUUUCCAAAGAAAGAGUGGUUGAAAAGACAUGUAAUGGACCAGACGAAUGAAAAGAUGCAUGGUUAUUCGGAAUGCAACACAAUUUUCUUUCAAUCAUCCGAUCUAGAAAGGCAUUUGAUAAAUCGUACUGGUGAAAAGCCGCAAACUCAUUUGUUGACAAAUAUCGGUAAAGAAGAGAUACAGUCACCGAAUUUACUAAUCCAGGAACCGAAUGCCGAACAAGAGUUACGACAUCCCGCAUUUUCAAAUAAAAAAUGGUUGGAAAGAUACGAAAGGACACGUGCCGGUGAAAAGCCGGACGAUAUUCCGGAAUGCAGCAAAAGUCGUCCUCAACCAUCGAAUUUCAGUAAGCAUAUAAAAAUUCAUACCAGUGAAAAACCGCGCGGUUGUCUUAAAUGCAAAAAAAAUUUCUCUCGAUCAUCGCAUUUGAAAAGACAUAUGAAGAUUCAUAACGGUGAAAAGCCGCACAAUUGUUCAGAAUGUGGAAAGCGUUUCCCUGAAUUGUCAAAUUUGCAAAUUCAUAUGUUGACCCAUACGGGUGAAAGACCGCACAGUUGUCUGAACUGCCAAAAAAAUUUCUCUCAAUCAGUGCAUUUGAAAAUACAUAUGAGGAUUCAUAGCGGUGAAAAGCCUUAUAAUUGUUCAGAAUGUGGAAAACGUUUCUCUGAUCGAUCGACUUUUAAUAGACAUAUAAGGAGUCAUUCCGCUGAAAAGCCGUACAAUUGUUCAGAAUGUGGAAAAUGUUUCUCCGAUCAGUCGACUUUUAAAAGACAUACAAGGAUUCACACCGGUGAAAAACUGUAUAGUUGUUCUGUAUGCGAUAAAAGAUUUACCCGAAGAAAUGAUUUGAAUAGGCAUAUGAAAUCUCAUCACAAAGUUAAUUCCUCUUCCAACUGGACUGCAUGCAACCAAGGCAAUUAA